Meloidogyne enterolobii is the source of this 564-nucleotide messenger RNA. Lineage: Eukaryota; Metazoa; Nematoda; Chromadorea; Rhabditida; Meloidogynidae. The record is from the annotation of a GenBank genome assembly.
AUGUUAGAUGCCUCUGAUCAAGCAAAUGUUGUAAUGAAUAUUACAGUUAUUGGGGGAGUUGCAACUUUGAUAAAAAGAUAUACGAAUGAGACUGGAUUGUGGGCAAAUAGAGGAGGUAAAAGACCUUUAUAUAAACCAAUAUGUGGAUAUACUGGGACAGAAUGUCCACAAAAUAUAACAACAUAUAUAUUAAUUGGUGUUGGUUUGGUUUUGUUAUUGUUAGUAGCUACUUUAGGUGGAAUUGGUUAUGCUGUUCGAGAAAAAUUAAAAGAAAAGGAACGUUUAACUAGAAAAUGUUUAAUACCUUUUGGAGAAUUAAAAAAUAUAAAAGAAUUAAAAAGUAAUGAAGAUAUGAGAAGUUUAGAAGCAAAUAAAAGUUUAAAAAGUUUACAAAGUAGCCAAUCUGGCAGUACAAAAUUAACAAGUAUGGAUGAUAAAAAAUUGGAAACAGAAAAUUAUGCACAUUUUUUAUAUAAUAGAGAAGUUGCUUUUGCUAUUAAAUAUCAAGUUAGAGUUAGAAUAUUAUCGGAUGAUUUUAUACUUCUUAGAAAGGUAAUAUUGUAA